Dracunculus medinensis (Guinea worm) is the source of this 2076-nucleotide messenger RNA. The record is from the annotation of a GenBank genome assembly. NCBI's taxonomy places the organism in Eukaryota, Metazoa, Nematoda, Chromadorea, Rhabditida, Dracunculidae.
AUGAAGCCAAUUUUUCGCAUUGGAAAUGAUGUUUUGGGUGAAGGUGCCGUCAAUUUCGAAUGGCGACCUGGGGGAAAAUAUAUUGCAGUAUGCGGAUCAAAUCGAUUGGUGAAUAUCUAUGAUCGAAGUGGCAAAUUGAUCGAUGCAAUCACCAAAGCCAAAGAUGUAAUUUCAAUGUGCUGGGAUAAAGAUGGUGAUCUUAUUGCUUUGGCAAGCGAUCAGUCACCUGUAGUGAGCUUUGAAACAUCAGUGUUUCUUCUAUGGUCCCAUGUAUCAUCAACUCUGGCUAUCGGUACUAACAAAGGAAAUUUGGUGUUGUACAACCAUCGUGCAUCAAAAAAAACCCCGAUAGUUGGUAAACAUCAACGAAUGAUUACUUGUGGAGCAUUCUCGGAUGGAGACUUUUUGGCACUUGGAAGUAAGGAUGCAUUCAUUACAGUAAGCAGUAUGAAUGGCGAUUCGCUUUAUUCCUUCGCGUGCAAUUCAGAACCAACACUUAUUAAGUUUCAUAGCAUGAAAAGAGCAAAUGAGAAGAAGAAAACUAAAGUUGAUAUUAUGCUGAGUGCAGUACUUGAAGAUAGGAUGAUAAUGCUUAUCAAUUUGGAUGAUUCCGAAAAUCCAAUCAAUCUGCAAUUUCAAAAUCGUUAUGGGAAAAUUGUUUCUUACGUUUGGUUCGCUGAUGGAUACAUACUACUUGGCUUUAUUAAAGGAUUUGUUGUUUGCAUAUCGGCAUAUGCUUCAGAAAUGGGUCAGGAAAUCUUCUCCGUUCAAGAUUUUAAAUCAUAUUUGGCAUAUUUAUGUAUCAAUGAAAAUUCCGAAAAAGCGCUAAUUAUUGGUGAUAACCAGCUGAAAAUUCGUGAACUAAAUCAACUAGAAGAAAUAAAUGGAUUAUAUAAUAUAGAAGAAGAAAGCAAGGAAUUAUACAAGAUCGGCACUACAGAAGAUGGACAAUUUGUUGCUAUUUCGAGUACUUCAGGAACUUUACAAGUUUUUCUGGCGAAGAUACCAAUUUUAGGGGCUGUUUAUAAUGAAUUUAUGGCUAUAUUAUCAUCUCUUAAUGAAAUUACCAUUAUUCGAGAAGGAGAAAAAGUUGCAACCAUUAAUAUAGAGCUGGAACCAACUGUGAUAGGAGUUGGUCCUUUAAAUGUAGCGAUUGCUAUGAACAAUCGAGCAUGGUUUUAUGAGAUGAAUGAAGGCUCGCAAAACUUAGAUUCUGCUGUGGUUUAUGAAUUCGAAUAUAUUUCUACAAUAAAUGCAAUGAAAAUGAACUACGAAUUUGCAGUUGCAAAGUUGGAUGGAAGAGCGCAAUUGCACAAAAUGAAAGGAAAGGAUAACAGGUAUGGAAGCGAUGAAGAUACUUUACUGUUUCCUGAUUCAGACCAUAGUAAUUUUCGAUUACAAGAUGUUGCACUCACAGCAAAUUUCCUCAUUUAUUGCACUGAUGGUGGUCAUUUGCAAUAUUUUGCUCUCGAAGAUUCGACAUGCGUUAAUGAAUAUCGUCAUGUAAGUGGAAUAAAGACGAUCUUCCCGGAACCAGGUGGUAUACGGUUAUGUUUUUUCGAUGAAACUUUUGAUGCCUAUAUUUAUAACCCCGUCGAUGAUGGAUUAGUCAAAGUGCCAAUAGGAUCUACUGCUCAUUUUGCAUCAUGUUUGUGGGAAAAUUUUACGAUUGAUAAAGAUACAUUUGUAAUUUGGGACUCAACUAAUUUGCUUGCAUUUUCUUUUUUGAAGGAUCAAAUUGAUGGUAAGUUCUUUUUUUGUAUUGUAAUUUCAAUUGGCGUUAAUGAAUAUCGUCAUAUGAGUGGAAUAAAAACGGAACCAGGUGGACAGUCUUUAUUGCAACUUGGUAAAACAGCGAUUCCCCAUCAGUACAAACCAUUGAUGUUAUGCAAGGGUAUUAUGUACUGCCAGACACAGAGUGGUCAGAUAGGAAGUAUUCUGUUGGAAAGUCACAAAACUCAGAUUGCUGUCGAUGACAAAUCGUUUGCUGAAAUAGAGAACCUUCUGCAACAAACUUUAAAUUUGAAAAGGUACUUCUGUCACUGGAAUUUGAAGUUUGGCAUUGGAAAUUCGUGA